Molecule: messenger RNA, 1268 nt
Organism: Drosophila willistoni
Lineage: Eukaryota; Metazoa; Arthropoda; Insecta; Diptera; Drosophilidae
Gene: Fkbp14
Product: FK506-binding protein 2
Exons: 5
Coding region: 131-778 (215 amino acids)
Molecular function (GO): calcium ion binding; peptidyl-prolyl cis-trans isomerase activity
Source: RefSeq, a predicted model, not a curated record
CAGCACUUGGAUCGUGGCAGUUGUCUGUUUCGUUGGGGUUCCGUCUCUCUCUCUUAAAAAAUAAAUAAAAACGUUUCUCGUUUCUCGAUCGCGUGUUUCAUUUCAUAUAUUGACAAAUAAUAAAACAGCCAUGUUGAAAUCACUGUUGGUCUUCUCAUGCCUUCUGGUCGCCGGUGUCCGAUGUGAGGAUCUCAAAGUGGAGGUCAUUAGCACACCUGAGGUCUGUGAUCAGAAAUCAAAGAGUGGCGACUCGUUGACCAUGCACUACACAGGAACUCUGCAAGCUGAUGGCAAAAAAUUUGAUUCCAGCUUCGACCGGGACCAACCCUUCACAUUCCAAUUGGGCGCUGGUCAGGUGAUUAAGGGCUGGGAUCAAGGAUUGCUCAACAUGUGUGUGGGUGAGAAACGUAAACUGACAAUUCCACCACAAUUGGGUUAUGGUGAUCAGGGUGCUGGCAAUGUGAUUCCACCCAAGGCCACUUUGCUCUUCGACGUGGAAUUGAUCAAUAUUGGCAAUGCUCCACCCACCACAAAUGUGUUCAAGGAGAUCGAUGAGAAUGCCGAUAAGCAAUUGAGCCGCGAAGAGGUAAUCGUCUAUGUCAGUGAAUAUCUGAAGAAACAAAUGACCGCUGUGGAGGGUCAGGAUUCGGCUGAAUUGAAGAAUAUGCUUGCCGAGAAUGAUAAACUGGUUGAAGAGAUUUUCCAGCAUGAGGAUAAGGAUAAGAAUGGUUUCAUCUCGCACGAUGAAUUCUCUGGUCCCAAGCAUGAUGAGCUGUAGAAUUCAGCGAUAUACACACAUAAAUCAUAUCGUGUCUCUCUCAAGGACAAGAGUGCUUAAGUUUAUAUAUCAUAUAUACCUACAUACAUCAAAAAAACAAAAAACAGAACAGAAAAAUCACAAUUUUUGUAUAAUGAACGAGAACUUUAUCUUUUUUUGAGUGGACUGACUUGUGUAAUCCCAAUUUAGGCAAUGUCAUACAAUAUACACAUAUGCAUAAUAUCCAUAGUAUAUAUAUUUUGUAUAUAAGAAACCAUUACAUAUAUAUAUAUAUCAAUCAUCAUUCUCUUGAUAUCUGCUCAAAAAACAAAAAACGAAAUCCCAGAAUGAAGAAGGAGAACCUUUUUUAUAUACAUUUAUAGGUUGUUAUAUUGACAAGAAUGAAAAAAGAAGAAAAAAACACAAAAAAUAAUAAGAAAAUGAAUGACAAAGAAUAAUUAAAUUAAUUUAAUAAAUUUUGCAUAUAAUAAAAAUUAACAACAAUUCCAAA